CACCGACCGGUUUUUCCUCGUACAUUCAGGAAAGAUUUACUAGAUGAGAUCAUGUCUUCUAAUUCUCAAUUUCCUGUGAGAAAAUACUUCUACAAGUUUCUGAAAAAGCAAACGGAACGGUUGGUUUUUGAAAACAGUAUACAAGAAAGCAGAGAUGGCACUGCAAAUUCUGAGAUAAAUCAGAAACAUUCUGAAAAUUGGAAGGAAACCAAGAGGAAAAGGAAAGAAACGGAAGAUCACAAAUCAAAAAGAAGAAAACAAAUUGAAGGUACAGAGACUGAAAUAAAAUCCAGAGUUUCCAGGAACCUUAUUUCUCCCGUAUCUGGAGAAAAACAAGCAGAGACAAGACAAGCCACGCAUUUGGGAAAAAACAAGACUCAGAACCCAGAUAUUAUGAUAGAAGACACUGAAUAUUUAUUAGAGCCAAAUGCACUUUCAGGUGUUGAAAAGGAAGACAUGCUCUGGACAGAAAAAUAUCAGCCUCAAGAUUCCAGUGAACUUGUAGGGAACAAGAAAGAAAUUGAAAGGCUACACAGUUGGUUAAAAGAAUGGAAAAAAAGAGCUGAGUGGGAAGAAAAAAGAAAUCAGAAAGGGGAAAAGGAGGACAAAGAGCAUGAAGAGUCUUUGGACAGCCUUGACUUUAAAGAUAAUAAAUCUAAUAUUGAGGAAGAGACUAGCCUUUGCAAUACAGUUCUCAUAACUGGCCCACCAGGAGUGGGGAAAACUGCUGCAGUAUAUGCUUGUGCUCAGGAGCUUGGUUUUAAGAUAUUUGAAGUCAAUGCCUCUUGCCAGCGUAGCGGUAGACAGAUACUGUCUCAACUAAAAGAAGCUACUCAGUCUCAUCAAGUGGACAAAAAAGGCAUUAAUGCACAUAAGCCUUGCUUUUUUAACAGUUGCAGCAGUGCCAAGUCACCAAAAAAAAUGUAUUCUCCAAAGAAAGUUAUUUCACCAAGAAAACCUCCAUUGUCACCAAAAGGAGCAGGAUUAAAACGAAGCUUGCCCCCUAAAACACUUGCAAACUAUUUCAAAAUUUCUUCCAAAUGUAAAGGUAAUGAUGGAGCUGUAACAUCUCAAGAAAAAAAUAAAGGAAAUACUCAGAAUUCACGUGAAGAAAAGAAAGAUGCUCAAAUUAAGUCAAUAAACAAAGAAGUAGAAGGAGGAGAACACAACAGAAAAAGUGCAACAUCUCUCAUUCUUUUUGAAGAGGUAGAUAUAAUAUUUGAUGAAGAUGCAGGAUUUCUAAGUGCAAUAAAGACAUUCAUGGCAACUGCAAAGAGACCUGUAAUUCUUACUACCAAUGAUCCAACAUUCAGCUUAAUGUUUGACGGCUAUUUUGAAGAGAUCAACUUUAGAACCCCUUCCUUGAUAAAUGCUGCUAGCUAUCUUCAAGUGCUGUGUCUGGCUGAGAAUCUACGAACAGAUGUAAAAGACUUAGCUGCUCUGUUAACCACUAAUAACUGUGAUAUCAGACAAAGUGUUCUCUACUUACAAUUUUGGGUUAGAAGUGGAGGUGGAUGCUUGAAAGACAAAAGUUUGGCACAUCAUGGAGGAGAUGAGACAAAUAAAGCAGAUCAUGUAAUUCAUUCUGAAAAGACUACUGAUUCCAAGAUUGAUUUUUCUCAAGCUGAUGCGUGUCUUCCGGAGUUUCCAAAAUGUGAUACAGGCUGUGUAGAGACAUUGCUUGGCCUUAAGAAUAUCCUGUUGCCUUCAGAAGAUCUGUUUACAUUUCUUAAGCACAAAAUCACAACCAUGGAGAAAUGGAAUAAAUUGAUGCAGCUUCUCACAGAAUUCCAGAUGAAGAAGGUGGAUUUUAUGUAUAGUAAUCUUGAACUUAUUCUUCCUUUACCAGUGCAAGUUCUUUCAAACCAAUCUGAAGCCUCUAACUCUAUACUUGAAAGGACUACCAUAUCUGUUUUUUCUUCGAAAAACAGAUCUACUAACAGUUACUGCUCUGGAAAAAGUAGUCCUGGAAAAAAGUCUAAAAAGACAAAGAACCAGAAAAGGCUUGAUACAUUGGAUGAUAGUGACUUAUUUGAUCCUGGACUGAACUAUUCAGCUGAAUUCAUAACUUUGCCAUCAGAUAGUCCUACAUCAUGUGCUGAAGUGAAUAAAGAGGAAUCAAAAUUGUUGAUGAAUAAAGAAGAAAAAGAAAUUAAAACUAAAACCUCAGCAAAUGAGAAAAGGUCUGCUCUUGUUUUUCAGUGUCUGAAUUCACUGACUGAAUUUGUGGAGCACAUGUCUUUCUUGGAUUGCUGUGUAAACACUAACACCAAGGAACCACUGGAGUUUUCUAAAGAUGAAGGAUUUAAUUGGACAAAUGGCAAAAUCAAAAAUGGUCUUUGUGAUGAAUUCAGUAUAGAAAAUACUGAUUGGUGGAGCUCCCAGAGCUGCAGUGAAAUAAAGGCAGCUAUUGAGGCGCUCAGUUUUAACAAAUGUUCUGUUGAUAUUUCACAAAACUUGGAAUCCUCUUUGAGUACCAGUAACACACCUGAAAGUGAUCAACUGGAGGGGCUUACUUUGCAUAUUUCAAACACAAGAAAUUAUGUAUCCUUCAGUCAGUCAGCUGAUUCAAGCAUUCACAAAAAAGCACAGAAGAGGCUGGCAGUCAUCAGAACAGUAUUUUCCAGAAGUCCUUUAAACCUGGGUAAUAAGCAAGCCAGCAUACUCGAAUACCUCCCCACUCUUCGCAGUAUCUGUAGGUCUGAGAAGCUUAAAGAGCAAGGGAAGACUAAAAGAAGGUUCUUGCAUUAUCUUGAAGGGAUUCAUCUUGAAAUACCCAGACAAAUGAUAAACGAUCUCUCUUUGGACUUCCCUUAGAAUUGCUAACACCAGAAAUACUUUGUGCCUAAUGGUGGUAUUCUCACCAUAGUUUGAUUUUUUUUUUUUUUAAUUAUUAUUAUUUUUACCACAUUAUUUUAUUGUAUAUUCAGAGCCAUUUGUAUAUUAAAUUUCUAUAAGUAUUUAAAAUAAUGUA
Molecule: messenger RNA, 2974 nt
Organism: Fulmarus glacialis (Northern fulmar)
Lineage: Eukaryota; Metazoa; Chordata; Aves; Procellariiformes; Procellariidae
Product: ATPase family AAA domain-containing protein 5-like
Exons: 15
Coding region: 52-2817 (921 amino acids)
Cellular component (GO): nucleus
Molecular function (GO): DNA binding; ATP hydrolysis activity; DNA clamp unloader activity
Source: RefSeq, a predicted model, not a curated record